AUGGAAAGCGACCCAGAGUUCUUGUCCCACUUGCAGCAGCUCGGCUCCGAGUACAAGCGGCUAAAAGAACAGCGUGAGGAGGCCCAAAGGCUGGCUGAAGCCUUGCAGUCCCAGUACAACCAGCUAGCUACAGCUAAUCAGGAGCUGGCGCGGCAGCGCAAAGAACUCUUGAUUGAAAACAAAACCCUCAUAGAAAAGCUGCAAGCGACAACGCAGGAAAAGUCGCUGCUGGAACAGCAACAGCAGGAGCAGCAAAAUAAGCUCCAGGCCCUGCAACAGGAGCUACAGCAGCAACAGAAGGCAGCAGCGGCAGCAGCAGCAGCAGCCGCUGCCGAGCGCGAGGCUCUAAGCCUAAGGCUUAGUGAGGCCAGUGAUAAAGCAAUAGCAGCAGCCGAAUCAGCUGAAAGACAGCUGAAGGAGGCGCAUGAAGCUGCAGCAGCCUUCAAGGCGAGAGCAGAGGCGCAGCAGAAACAGCUGACCGAAACCAAUGCCAAACUAAGCCUCGAGAACAAGGACCUUUCGGAGCGGAGCAAAGAGCUCAACGAUCGAAACCGAAACCUGCAGAAGAAAAGACAGGAGCUUGCGGAGCAGGUCAAAACCCUGGAAGCCGCACAAAGGCGCAGCAACGAGGAGCAGCAGCUGCAGCAGCAACAGCUGCAGCAGCAGCAGGAGGAGCUACGCUCCGUCAAGCAAACUAACAGGACUCUUCUCGCAAAGAGCAAACAGCAACAAGAGGAGAGACAGGAAGCACUCAAGCUGCUGCGGCAACAGCUGCAAGAUCUGCAACAGCAACAGCAGCAGCAACAGGAACAACUCGAGAAACGCACCCAGGAAAUAGCGGCAACAGAGGCGCAGCUGCUGCAGCAGCAACAGGCGGCUGCAGCACAACAAGAGCUGCUGCAGCAACAAGUCGAGAAGCUGCAACAGCAGCUUAGAGCCGCCGUAGCGGCAAAUACAAAAGCAAUAGAUGAUCUCAACACGGAAAAGGCACGCGCAGCGGAAGAUCGCAUGCACUUUGAGAUGCAGCUGCAGGAGCUGCAACAGCUGCAGCAGCAAACCGCGGCAGCAGCUGCAGCAGCAACUGAAGAACAGCAGGAGGCAAUCAGGAGAGUAGAGGCUCUUUGCAGCGAACGCCAACGUGCAUACGAACAUCUGGGACCACUCCUGCUGGAGGUCGGGCGUCGCAGCAGCAUGUGCAGCAGCAGUAGCAGGCGGAGCUGCAGCAACAGCAGCAAACGCGACAGCAGUGAAGGGGAGCAGGACGCAGAAGAUCGAGAUAGCGGCGCCUUAGCAUCAGCCGCAAAGCGUGCUGCAGCCGCUUAUAUGCAUUUGAGGAACGAGCACGGGAGGGUUUGUCAGGAAGCAGAGUUGCUACAGCAGGAGCUGCAGCAGCAGCAGCAGCAGCAACACAGGCUGCAGCGGGAGAUACGGAUGGCGGCGGAAGAGACUCAAGCAGCUGUUCGAGAGAAGAGAGAAGUCGCUGCCCGAUAUGUGGCUCUUGCACAGGGGGUGCAGCAGCUGGCCCGGGAGAGUGAAUCAUUGGGGUGCUGUGGUUUGCUGCAAGAGAGGAAGGAGCAUGGCGCUUCGCUUGUGCCUAUCCGAACCAACCCUCCCCCAAACCCUCAGGCGCAUGCAGUCCCAGAAUGGAAUUCUGUCUCCGCGAGGGCCUCAACCACUGACAGCUGCGCAGUCGCCUCGCCGCACGCUCAAACCUAA
Molecule: messenger RNA, 1716 nt
Organism: Eimeria mitis
Lineage: Eukaryota; Apicomplexa; Conoidasida; Eucoccidiorida; Eimeriidae
Product: plectin, putative
Exons: 4
Coding region: 1-1716 (571 amino acids)
Source: RefSeq, a predicted model, not a curated record